ACUCUGAUGUAUGAUCUAUGAAUCCCACAUAACGUCUGUGGAAUCAGCUCUUGAUAAAUUCCCGGAAGCCAGAGUUAUACUGUUAGGAGAUUAUAACCUGACUAACACCACUUGGGAUAGCGACGAGGAAGAUGGACACCUUACUACUUUUUGUAAUCGCAACCGCAUUUCAGAGCUUAUAUGUGACGCAUUCAACCUGUUCGGCUUCCAUCAAUUCAACUCAAUCAACAACCGGGUGAAUGACAAUAUCCUUGAUCUAGUCUUUUCUAACUGUGAUACUUCCGUUUCUAACUGUGAUAUUAAUUUAGUUAACUGUGAUUCCUACCACCCAGCACUUAGUGUAGCGCUUCACACCCACCAAGGUUUCUUCAAGUGUGAUGACUCGAAUCAACAACCAGUCUACAAAUUCAAUUUCUCGAAGGCUCCUUAUGAUCAAAUCAAUGACUACAUUCGUUCCGUGGACUGGCAUUCACUAUUUUUCAAUGGAGAUUUGGAAUCAAAUGUUGAAAACUUUUACACAGUCAUCUACGACAUUUUAAAUGUAUGUGUUCCAAAAAUUAAAUGUUUUAAAUCAACGUACCCGCCAUGGUUUAGUAGUAAACUACAUAAGCUGAUUAGGGAUAAGAAGCUCGCCCACAAAACAUAUAAAGCAUCUAAGAGCAACAUCGAUUAUCAAGUUUUUACAGAGUUGCGAACUCAGUGUAAAUCCUUGACCACACAGUGCUAUGACACCUUUAUUAAAACCUGUGAAGAAAAUGUUACUUUAAAUCCGAAGUCGUUCUGGAAAUUUUAUCAUAAUAUGAACAAAACUUCUAUUAUCCCCCCUUUGAUGAUAAAAGAUGAUGAGUCCACAUCUGACCGUCGUGAAAUUGCCAAUCAUUUUGCCAAACACUUUUCUACAGCUUUCGUGGAGGGCCGCAUUCACGAAAAUUCGUUCUCCACGACCAGUGAAAUCGCGCUCGCGCAGUUCAAAAUAACGGCUGAGGAGGUUUUUGGCGGUCUAUCAGCUAUUGAUGAAUUUGGAAGCACAGGACCGGAUGAAAUUCCACCAAAAUUUCUCAAGAACUGUGCUCAAUCAAUAUUCCGACCAUUGUUCCUUUUAUUUUCAUCUUCGUUGGAGAAAAGUGUUUUUCCGAGUGCCUGGAAGAAUUUGAAAAUUACACCGAUUUUCAAGAAUGGAAUCAAGCCCGAUUACAAUAACUACAGACCAAUAUCCAUCCAGUCGGCUAUACCGAAACUUUUCGAAUCCAUAGUUGUCCGGCAGUUCACCCAGGCCUUCUCGCAAGUGUUAUCGGUUAAUCAACAUGGUUUUACAAAAGGAAGAUCCGUGGAAACAAACCUGUUUCUAUACUUGAACCGGAUUUUUGGUUCUCUUGAUCAAGGUAUUGAAGUGCACUCGAUCUACACAGAUUUUUCCAAAGCAUUUGACCGGGUUAACCACAAAUUGCUGAUAUUCAAGCUAAAAAAGUACGGUCUAGGUAACCAAGCAGUGAAAUGGUUGGAAAGCUACUUAGCUGGUCGUAAAGCACGAGUCCAAAUCGAUGACACUUUGUCGGAUCCCAUUGACAUCAAAUCUGGAGUUCCGCAAGGGACACAUUUCGGCCCGCCUUUGUUCCUGGCAUACGUCAACGACAUAUCUUCGAUAUUCUCCUCAAAUCAUGCCCUUUUUGCUGACGAUCUUAAGCUCGACUACAGACCUAUCGAGAACACCCUGGAUGUGCUGAUCCUUCAACAAGAUUUGGUACAACUUGAAAUAAAUCAUCGCCUUCUGUUCCGCUCUACCAUCUUUGUGGUCAAGAACUUCAACAUAUGGGCAUCAUCAAGGACCUGGGGGUAGUACUUGACACAAAAUUGAAUUUCCAGCAUCACUACGAUCAUGUUAUUU
Molecule: messenger RNA, 1885 nt
Organism: Photinus pyralis (common eastern firefly)
Lineage: Eukaryota; Metazoa; Arthropoda; Insecta; Coleoptera; Lampyridae
Exons: 2
Coding region: 11-1837 (608 amino acids)
Molecular function (GO): catalytic activity
Source: RefSeq, a predicted model, not a curated record